ACAAUUCAAAUACAAAUACCAAGUGAAUCGUCUCCAUUAUAUUUCUAUUCUCUGCGCUCCCUUUCGCUUAGCCAAACGUCAAGUUUGUAUGAGUUCGACGGCAACAGGAAGUCCAUCCGCGACCGCCGCGGCGUCGAAGCACCCGACUGUGGAAUGCGAUGUCUGCAUUGGCAUGACGAUGUACACGAGUGCCAUGCGGGACGCUCGACAGAAGCCCAUGUGCAUUGGACUCAAGAGUACCAAGUGCGAGAUCGAUCAACAGGGCUUUGUGGAGCUCCUGGAGAAGCGGCAACAAGAGGCUGGGUCGUCGUCUGCAACGAACACAGCUUCCAUUCGAUACGACGAUCAACAAGCUCGACUUCACCACAUUGAGGCGUUCCUUGCAACCCUAUCUAACAAACCCCACCCGAAAGUUGACGCAACCGCCCAUGACACUAUCUAUGCGCCUGAAAAUGAUACCUUCAGAUACCUGUACUGGGGCAUGACGCUAUACUCCAACCCGGCACCCACCUCGCCAAACGCAGCUGCAGGCAAUGCGAAGCUGGUGCUGCCACUUUGCGUCGGCAUCAGUUACCUCCAGCGGUCAAAGCAGCCUGUUGCAGGAAGCGCGACGAGUCCUACGUUGCCCACCACGUCCCCCAUCCAACGGUCCUCGCCCCUCGUCCUCGAACACGAUGGCUCAGGACCAGGCAUACUCGAUAAAGCAGUCGCUGCGUGCAAUUUUACCGCGAUGGCGAUGGUCAAGUAUGCAAGCCACCAAGCGACAAAUUUCCCCGAGCGGUACUUGCAGUCGAUGGAGCGCCUCGUUGACAACAUGCAGGCGCAGUGGGAUAGCAUGUCAAAAUUGGCGAUUCGAAUUGUGACGUUGGGCGGCAGCAAGAAGGACUCGUGAAGGGAUCGUCGUCGCCCUGUUGUUGGGGCCCGUGAAAUGAAGAAAAACACUGACGAAGAAUGCACCCCCUGUUAACCCGAACGCCCCCGGCCACCUAGCUCGGUCGUGAAACCUAUGUUCCUCAAUUGUUAUGUCAUAUUCAAGGCUUCGAAGAGCUCGGUUUUACCACAAAUUGGCGCUAGCACCUCCGCUGUGCAUCAGAGCCGUGUGCGCUUGUAGACAAGAAAGCAG
Molecule: messenger RNA, 1123 nt
Organism: Aphanomyces invadans
Lineage: Eukaryota; Oomycota; Saprolegniomycetes; Saprolegniales; Verrucalvaceae
Exons: 7
Coding region: 89-892 (267 amino acids)
Source: RefSeq, a predicted model, not a curated record